Molecule: messenger RNA, 7701 nt
Organism: Rhagoletis zephyria (snowberry fruit fly)
Lineage: Eukaryota; Metazoa; Arthropoda; Insecta; Diptera; Tephritidae
Source: RefSeq, a predicted model, not a curated record
AUGGCACCAAACGGCAACAGCAACACAUCGGCGGCCUCUUCGGCCAGCCCCAGCAGCACUGAGAACAAGAACAUGCAGUGGCAGAUGGACGAGGAGAUCGUCAUCUCGGGCAUCUCCGGCCGUUUCCCCGAGGCGGACAACAUCGACGAGCUGAAGACGAACCUGUACGAGCACGUGGACAUGAUCACCGCCGACGAGCGCAGAUGGCCGCAGGGCCUCUACGGACUGCCCUCCAGAACGGGCAAGAUCAAGGAUCUGAGCCUCUUUGAUGCUCAGUUCUUCGGCGUGCACGGCAAACAGGCGAACAACAUGGACCCUCAGGCGCGACUGCUGCUCGAGCUGACGCACGAAGCCAUCGUCGAUGCAGGCAUCAACCCACAGACGCUGCGCGGCACCAAGACCGGCGUCUACAUCGGCGCCUGCGUCUCCGAGGUGGAGGAGGGCCUGGUGAUGGACAUCAGCAAGGUGUCCGGGUACGCCCUGACCGGCUGCUCGCGCUCCAUGUUCGCCAACCGCGUCUCCUACACCUUCGACCUGCAGGGCCCCUCCUACUCCAUCGACACCGCAUGCUCCUCCAGCUUCCUCGCCCUGCAGCAGGCCAUCCUCGGCAUGCGCACCAACCAGUGCGACCAGGCGAUCGUCGGCGGCGUCAACGUCUGCCUCCGCCCGGCCACCUCGCUGCAGUUCCAGAAGCUGAGCAUGCUCGCCGUGGACGGCGCCUGCAAGCACCUCGACGCCGACGGCAACGGCUACGUCCGCUCGGAGACCUGCUCGGUGGUCUUCCUGCAGAAGCGCGCCGACGCGAAGCGCAUCUACGCCACCGUCAUCCACGCAAAGACCAACACCGACGGGAACAAGGAGGAGGGCAUCACCUUCCCCUCCUCGGACUCGCAGCGCAACCUCAUGGCGGAGACGGUCGCAGAGGCGGGCAUCAACCCACUGGACGUGGAGUACGUCGAGGCGCACGGCACCGGCACGCCGGCGGGCGACCCCGUCGAGACGCGCGCCAUUGCCGGCGUCUUCUGCGCCGGCCGAAAAGAGCCCCUGCUGAUCGGCAGUGUCAAGAGCAACCUCGGCCACGCCGAACCGGCCAGCGGCCUGAACUCGCUGGCGAAGAUUGUCCUUGCCUUCCAGAAUAAGCUCAUCCCCGCUAAUCUGCACUACAAGACGCCCAGUCCGAAGAUCCCCGAGCUGAUCAGCGGCCAGGUGAAGCCAGUGGUGGAGAACACGCCUUUUAAGGACGGCAUCGUCGCCGUCAACUCCUUCGGCUUUGGCGGCGUCAACGUGCACGUCCUCCUGAAGCCCUUCGUGAAGGAGCUGGCCGAGACUGACAAAAGCAUCGUCUCUGGCGGUGUGCCGCGGGUCAUUCCGGUGGCCGGCCGCACUGAGGAGGCGGUCAACUUCAUCUUCGACUUCAUCGAGAAGAACCCGGAGAAGGUGAACCGCGAGUUCCUCGCCCUGCUGCAGGACGUGUCGCAGACCUACGAGAACAGCGGCCUCAACUACCGCGGCUACAUGCUGGCGGACAAACACCCCGACGGAGAGACCUCUUUCCCAAGAGAGGUGGCCCGCGUCUCUGAGCGCCGCCCCCUCUGGUUCGUCUACUCGGGCAUGGGCAGCCAGUGGACCUCCAUGGCGAAGGGCCUGAUGACGGUGGAGAGCUUCCGCGCGUCGAUCGAGAAGUCCGCGGCCAUCCUCCGUCCCUACGGCGUCGACCUGAUCAACCUGCUGACCAGCGAGGACGAGGCGGUGCUGGAGACCACGGUGGCGCCCUUCGUCGCCAUCGCCUCCGUCCAGAUCGCCCUCACCGAUGUGCUGCGUUCACUGGGCGUCGAGCCGGACGGCAUCGUCGGCCACUCGGUGGGCGAGCUCGGCUGUGCCUACGGCGACGGCGUCUUCAACCACGAGCAAAUGCUGCUGGCCGCCUACUGGCGAGGAAAGUGCGUCGAGGAGGCCCAUCUGCCGAAGGGUCUCAUGGCCGCCGUCGGCCUGAGCUGGGAGGAGGCGAAGGCGCGAGCGCCGGAAGGGGUCGUCGCCGCCUGCCACAACUCCGUCGACUCGGUGACCAUCAGCGGCGCCUUCGACGUCACGCAGAAGUUCGUCGAGCAGCUCAAGGCGGAGAACGUCUUUGCGCGCGAGGUGAAGAGCUGCGGCGUCGCUUUCCACAGCUACUACAUGGAGGCAAUUGCCCCUACGCUGCUCGCCAAGCUGAAGACGGUCAUUCCGACGCCGGCUCUGCGCUCUCCUCGCUGGGUGAGCUCCUCCUUCCCGGAGGCUCGCUGGGGCGAGGACGUGGCCCGCUACUCUGCCCCGCAGUACUACGUGAACAACCUCACCUCGCAGGUGCUCUUCCACGAGGCCAUCCAGCACGUGCCGAAGAACGCCAUCAUCGUGGAGAUUGCGCCCCAUUGUCUGCUGCAGCCCAUCGUCAAGCGCACCCUCGGCGCCGACAUCUCCUACGUGACGCUGAUGAAGCGCAACAACAACGAGGGCAACCUCAACAUGCUCUUCGCCGCCCUGGGCAAGCUCUACAACCUCGGCGUCAACCCCGACCUCAGCAAGCUCUACCCGGCGGUCAGCUACCCCGUCUCUCGCUCCAUUCAGCCGCUCAGCUCGCUCGUCCGCUGGGACCACUCGCAGAACUGGCUGGUCACCCUCUACCCGGAGUUCUUCAACCCGAACAGCGUCUCCGACUACACCGUGAAGAUCGAUCUAUCGGAGAAGGAGUCGGAGUUCUUUGCCGGCCACUGCAUCGACGGCCGAGUGCUCUUCCCCGCCACCGGGUACCUCCACCUCGCCUGGCAAAUGCUCGCCAAGAUGAAGGGUCAGUUUUGCGAGAACUGCCCCGUCGAGUUUGAGAACGUCACCCUCCACCGGGCGACCAUCCUCCCGCGAGACGCCGUGGUGAAGUUCGAGGUGCGCAUGAUGGACAUCAACGGCGAGUUCACCAUCAGCGAGGGCGGCACUGUGGUGGUCACCGGACGCAUCUUCGUCCCCGAGAAGAGCCCCCUCACCCUGCAGCACAUCCUCACCGACGGCUCGGUGGCCCCUGAGAAGAGCGCCAUCACCAUGAAGCCGAAGGACAUCUACAAGGAGCUGCGCCUGCGAGGCUACGACUACAGCGGCCAUUUCCAGGGCAUCGCCGAGGCGACCUCCGACUCGAAGGUGGGCAAGCUGCUCUUCCACAACUGGGUCGUCCUCGCCGACACCAUGCUGCAGAUUGGCAUCCUCGGCAAGUCCACCCGCGGCCUCUACCUGCCGGUGCGCUUCCAGUCGGUUCGCUGCGACCCGAAUGUCCUCUUCAAGGCAGUGGAAGCGGCCGCCGCCGGUGGUGGUGACGCGGAGAAGUCGCUGCUCGACGUGGUCACCGACCCGCGCAUCAACGCCACCGUCGUGCCCGGCCUGGAGAUCCAGGGGCUGAAGGUGAACCUUGCCCCGCGACGACAGGGCGCCCAGAUUCCCGCCCUGGAGAAGUACGUCUUCAGUCCGUACCAGGACGCCGAGGGGGUGCUCACGCCUAAGCUGGCAAAGCAGGUGUGCGAGUACGUCGAAGUGACCACCGCCCUUGCCCACAAGGUGGCCGUCCUCUCUGGCGCCGCUGAUCUGAAGAGCCUCUUCAAGACGGCACCACCGACGCCCAGUGACGCCCUCCUGGCGCAGUACCUGGACUCGAAUGAACAGCAGCACCAGUUGGUGCGCCUCCUCAAGGAGAUGAUUGCCGCCCGAGGAAAACAGCUGUCGGCGGUGCUGGCCAAGAACGGCGACGCCCUCAACGAGGACCUCCUCUCCAGCGUGCACGAGUGGCAGUACCUGCUGCGCAACGCCCUCGACGUUGUCAUCGAGAACCUGCCCAGCUCCAAGCUGACCCUGGUGGAGGUCAACCCGACCGGUCGUGUGCUGGCCGACAAGCUGAAGGAGUAUGUCGACUCCUCUGGCUACUCUAUCAACCUCGCCUACACUCUGCUCAACGACACCGUCGAGGCGGUCAACAACGGCGGCACUGUGGUCCGCUGGGAGGCGGCCAAGGAGGGGGGCAAGCUGCCCCUCGGCGAGAACACCGCCGACCUGCUGGUGCUCAAGGACAGCGCCGUCUUCAAGGUGGCGGAGAACGUGGUGACCGACUACACUGCACUGUUGCAGUCGGCGAAGGGAGCACUGAAGAACGGCGGCUUCCUUGCGGCCAUCUUCCGCACGGCCACGCCCGCCGAGAAGCUGCUGCACUCCGUUGCCGGCGUCAAGCUGAACGAGGCCGCCCUGAAGGAGUUCAAGGAGAAGGCGGCCAAGACCGGCGCCCUCCGCCUGGUCUCGGAGCGCACCGAUCAGUUGAACACCACCACGGUGAUGCUCUUCCGCAAGUUUGAGACCACCCCGGUGGCCGCCGCUCAGUCGGUCAUCUCGGUGACCAACACCAACUACUCGAAGUGGGUGGAGCUGCUCAAGGAGAAGCUGGUGGAGCACUCGAAGCGACCGGUGGGCGAGAACCUGUGGCUGGUGGCCACUGACCACCCUGCCAACGGCGUCGUCGGUCUGGUGAAGUGCCUUCGCCAGGAGGCAGGCGGCGACCGCGUUCGUGCCGUCCUCAACAGCUCCUCUGACAGCGCCUCCUCCCUGCCGACUCCAUUCAGCUUUGAGGAGCCCAUCUACAAGCAGAUGCUCGCCGCCGACCUGACGCUGAACGUUUUACGUAACGGCCAGCUGGGCUCAUUCCGCCACUACGACAUCGACGAGCAGAACCAGGUGGAGACGGAGCACGCCUACCUCAACGUGGCCACCCGAGGCGACCUGACCUCGCUGCGGUGGUACGAGUCGCAGCACAAGUACUGGACCGAGCUGCCCAAACACCAGAAGAACCCCGAGGAAGUGCUCGCCACGGUGUACUACGCACCGCUCAACUUCCGCGACAUCAUGCUGGCCACCGGAAAGCUGCCCCCGGACGCACUGCCCGGCGACCUCGCCCUCCAGGACUGCAUUCUCGGCCUGGAGUUCGCCGGCCGACACCCGAACGGCCAGCGAGUGAUGGGCAUGGUGGCGGCAAAGGGCCUCGCCACGACCGUCCUCGUCGACGACCCCGAGUUCCUCUGGCCGAUUCCGGAGGCGUGGAGCAUGGAGGAGGCCUCCACCGUGCCCGUCUGCUACUCCACCGCCUACUACGCGCUGGUGGUGCGCGGCGAGCUGGAGAAGGGCGAGUCGGUGCUGAUUCACUCGGGCAGCGGCGGCGUCGGCCAGGCGGCCAUCAGCAUCGCCCUCAGCAUGGGCUGCACCGUCUUCACCACAGUGGGCAGCGAGGAGAAGAAGGCCUACCUGAAGAAGGCCUUCCCCGCUCUCACCGACCGCAACUUCGCCAACUCCCGCGACACCAGCUUCGAGCAGCACGUCCUCCGACAGACCAACGGCCGCGGCGUGGACGUCAUCCUCAACUCGCUCAGCGAGGAGAAGUUGCAGGCGAGUGUGCGCUGUCUGGCGCAGCACGGCCGCUUCCUCGAGAUCGGCAAGUACGACCUGUCGCAGAACAACCCGCUCGGCAUGGCCGCUUUCCUCAAGAACAUCGCCUUCCACGGCAUCCUCCUUGACGCCCUCUUCGGCCCGGCGGUGAACUCCUCAAACAUUGCCACGCACAAGAAGCGCGUCGCCCAGCUGGUGAAGGACGGCAUCAAGUCGGGAGCGGUGCGACCGCUGCGCAGCACCAUCUUCGACAUGGACCACUGCGAGGAGGCGUUCCGCUUCAUGGCCACCGGAAAGCACAUCGGCAAGGUGGUGCUGAAGAUCAGGGACGAGGAGCAGGGCCAGAAGGUGGUCGUGCCCAGCCGACGACUGGUGGCCGCCAUUCCGCGCACCGUCCUCCACCCCCUCAAGACGUACAUCGUCACCGGCGGUCUGGGCGGCUUCGGUCUGGAGCUGGCCGCCUGGCUGGUGGAGCGUGGCGCCCGACAGCUGGUGCUCACCUCUCGCAGCGGUCCCCGUGACGCCUACCAGCGCCUGGUGGUGCAGCGACUGCAGACGGCCGGCGUGCAACACCUCAUCUCUACGGCGGACAUCUCCACGGUGGCCGGCGCCACUGAGCUGCUAAAGGAGGCGGCCAGCCUCGGCCCGGUGGGCGGCAUCUUCAACCUGGCCAUGGUGCUCAGCGACGGAUUCAUCGAAAAUCAGACGGCAGAGUCCUUCGAGAAGGUGGCCGCCAUGAAGGUGCUCGGCAACCAGAACCUGGACACUGUCAGUCGGCGACUGUGCCCCCAGCUGGACUACUUUGUGGCCUUCAGCUCGGUGAGCUGCGGUCGCGGCAAUGCCGGCCAGAGCAACUACGGCUUCGCCAACAGCUCAAUGGAGCGGGUGUGUGAGCUGCGACGGGCGGCCGGUCUACACGGCCUGGCCAUUCAGUGGGGCGCCAUCGGCGACGUGGGCGUCGUCUCGGAGAACAUGGGCGGCAAUGAUGUGGUCAUCGGCGGGACGCUGCCCCAGCGAAUUCCCUCCUGCCUCUCCGUCCUCGACCGCUUCCUCCAGUCCGCCGAGCCGGUGUGCUGCUCGCUGGUGCGCGCCAAACGCCAGACAGAGGGCGGAUCCGGGAACAAGCAAGACCUGCUGAAGUCGAUCGCCAACAUCCUGGGCAUCAAGGACUACGCCGGUCUGGCGCCCACCAGCUCCCUCUCCGAGCUGGGCAUGGACUCGCUGAUGGGCGUCGAGGUGAAGCAGACGCUGGAGCGAGACUACGAGGUGAUCCUCUCCAUGCAGGAGCUGCGAUCGCUGACCGUUGGCAACCUCAUUGAGAUCGGCGGACAGGAGGGAGGCGCUGCGGCUGCUGGCGGUGCCAAGAGCGGCUCAGAAAAUGGAGGUGCCGGCAAACUGGACGGCCUCUCCACUCUCAGCAUCGCCCUGCCCACUGAGAGCUUCACCCUGCUGAACGACGUGCCCAAGGAGGCCGGCCGCCCGGUCUUCUUCCUGCCGCCCAUCGAGGGCUCCUUCGCCCUGCUCGAGGUGGUGGCCAAGCACCUGAAGCGACCUGCCAUUGGCCUCAACUGGACGGCCGCCUUCAACGCCUUCAGCGGCGUGGAGGAGGCCAGCCAGCACUUCAUCGCCCUCAUGAAGAGCCUCUCCCCGCCGAAGGAGAGCACCUUCGACCUGGUGGGCUACUCCUUCGGCUCGCUGCUCUCCUUCGACAUGGCCGUGCAGCUGCAGCUGGCCAAGGGCAACCAGGUGAACCUGAUCUUCCUCGACGCCUCGCCCACCCACCUGGCGGUCUCCACGGAGCAGUACCGCCAGCUGGUGUCCGCCGACAACCCGGAGAGCAAGUUCGUGGAGGCGCUGAUCACCUUCCUCAUCCAGGUGGCGCCCGUCAACUACAAGCAGCUGAAGGAGGAGCUGCUGGCGCUGAAGAGCAAGGAGGAGCGGCUGGAGAAGGCCGCCCAGGUGCUGGUCAAGUUCGGCAUCGAGGCGAAACCGGAGGAGAUCGCCACCGCCGCCGAUGCCUUCAUCGCCAAGUGCCUGAUGAUGCACCAGUACCGGGUGAGCAAGAAGUUCCAGGGCGACAUUGCCCUCAUCCGCGCCGAGGAGAUGAUCAUCAAGAGUGGAACGCACCUCAAGGAGGACUACAACGUCUCAGAGCUGGUCACGGGCAAAUGCGAUCUGCACAUUCUGCCGGGCAACCACAAGUCCUUCAUCCUGAACAACGUCGAGCAGGUGGCCACCCUCCUCAACGGCAAACUCUAA